Paramormyrops kingsleyae is the source of this 5607-nucleotide messenger RNA. The record is from RefSeq and is a predicted model, not a curated record. NCBI's taxonomy places the organism in Eukaryota, Metazoa, Chordata, Actinopteri, Osteoglossiformes, Mormyridae.
AUGCCAACAGCUUGUGUGUAUGUGUCGGGUGGCCAGGUGCAGGUGGGCGGCCUCCACGUGUCCCCGGGCGCUGUGCACAUCCUGUCGGAGAGCACGCUCACCAUGCCAGCCAUCGUCAGCAUGGCGGUCGGCGGCGGCCUGCUGCUUGUCAUCGUCGUGCUCGUCCUGGUGGCCUAUAGGCGCAAGUCCCACGAGAACGACCUCACCCUCAAGCGGCUACAGAUGCAGAUGGACAACCUGGAGUCCCGGGUGGCCCUCGAGUGCAAGGAAGCCUUUGCUGAGCUGCAGACAGACAUUAAUGAGCUGACCAGCGACCUGGACCGCGCCGGUAUCCCCUACUUGGACUACCGCACGUACGCCAUGCGGGUCCUCUUCCCGGGUAUCGAGGAUCACCCAGUGUUGAGGGAGCUGGAGGUCUCUGGAAAUGGCCAGUUGAGUGUAGAGAAGGCCCUGAAGCUCUUUGGCCAGCUUGUCAACAACAAGGUGUUCCUGCUGACGUUCAUCCGCACCCUGGAAGGCCAGCGCUCCUUCUCCAUGCGUGACCGCGGCAACGUGGCCUCGCUGGUGAUGACGGCCCUGCAGGGCAGGCUGGAGUACGCCACCGACGUGCUCAAGCAGCUGCUCUCCGAUCUCAUCGAGAAGAACCUGGAGAGCAAGAACCACCCUAAGCUUCUGCUGCGGAGGACAGAGUCUGUGGCUGAGAAGAUGCUGACAAAUUGGUUUGCCUUCCUGCUUCAUAGGUUCCUGAAGGAAUGCGCCGGUGAGCCUCUCUUCAUGCUCUAUUGUGCCAUCAAGCAGCAGAUGGAGAAGGGUCCCAUCGAUGCCAUCACGGGCGAAGCGCGGUACUCGCUCAGCGAAGACAAGCUGAUCCGGCAGCAGAUCGAGUACAAGACCCUGAUCCUCAACUGCGUGAAUCCCGACAACGAGAACAGCCCUGAGAUCCCAGUCAAGGUGCUCAACUGCGACACGGUCACACAGGUGAAGGAGAAGAUCCUGGACGCCGUCUACAAGAACAUGCCGUACUCGCUGAGGCCGCGCGCCAUCGACAUGGACCUGGAGUGGCGCCAAGGCCGAGUGGCUCGUGUGGUGCUGCAGGAUGAGGACAUCACCACCAAAAUCGAGAAUGACUGGAAGAGGCUCAACACCCUCCUGCACUACCAGGUAUCAGACCGCUCCAUGGUUGCCCUAGUCCCCAAGCAGACCUCGUCCUACAACAUUCCCGCCUCGGCGGGCGUGUCUCGCACCAUCAGCCGAUACGAUUCUGCUUUCCGCUACACUUCGGGAAGUCCGGACAGCCUGCGUUCCCGCGCCCCCAUGAUCACGCCCGACCUGGAGAGCGGCGUCAAGGUCUGGCACCUGGUGAAAAACCACGAGCACGGCGACCAGAAAGAGGGCGACCGCGGCAGCAAGAUGGUGUCCGAGAUCUACCUGACCAGACUGCUGGCCACAAAGGGCACCCUGCAGAAGUUUGUGGACGACCUGUUUGAGACCCUCUUCAGCACGGCGCACCGAGGCAGCACCCUCCCGCUCGCCAUCAAGUACAUGUUCGACUUCCUGGACGAGCAGGCCGACAGGCACGGCAUCCACGACACGGAUGUGCGUCACACGUGGAAGAGCAACUGCCUGCCUCUUCGUUUCUGGGUAAACGUCAUCAAGAAUCCACAGUUCGUCUUCGACAUCCACAAGAGCAGCAUCACGGACGCCUGUCUCUCCGUGGUGGCCCAGACCUUCAUGGACUCCUGCUCCACCUCUGAGCACCGACUCGGCAAGGACUCACCCUCCAACAAGCUGCUCUACGCCAAGGACAUCCCCAACUACAAGAGCUGGGUGGAGAGGUACUAUGCAGAUAUCCACCGUCUGCCGGCGAUCAGCGACCAGGACAUGAACGCCUACCUGGCGGAGCAGGCCCGCCUGCACUCAGCCGAGUUCAACAUGCUGAGCGCGCUCAACGAGAUCUUCUCCUACGUCAGCAAGUACAGCCAGGAGAUCACAGCGGCCCUGGAGCAGGAUGAGCAGGCCAGGAAGCAGCGGCUGGCCUACAAGGUGGAGCAGCUGCUGGGUGCCAUGGUUCAGGACAGCUGAGGGCUCGGCGACCUGGCAGCUCCCUCCCAACUCCCACCCCACCUCCCCAACAUCAGAGACACCUUCUCCAAUCAUGGGGAAACGCAGCUGGCCUUUUCAGAAACGCAUUCGUUAAAAUGUACUGUUUAGAGUUUUAGUUGAUUCCAGGCUGCUGCCACGCCGCUUGCGGGCAUCCACAGUGCCGUGCAGUUACUAUGGAGACCGGCUGGAGGGCGGAGAAAUGGUGGAAAGCGGGGGAUUGGCCAGGUGUUACUUCCUAUUUUCCAGCACAGAUUUUGUGAGUCAGGCUUCUGUCUUUGAACCUGGAUCCUGGCAGGAUGGACAGCUGUGAUUGGCCACCUGGCAUCAGUGGACAGGAGAGAGCCGUAUGGUCGGGUUUAGUGCAUUCUGGAGUUUUUAUUUAUUUUUUCACUUCUAAUUUAUUCCCAUCGGUUGGGUUUCUUGUUAGUGGGUUAAGCGGCUACUGCAUGUUUUUUUUUUGGUUCUUCUAAAGAGUGAACAGUGUUGCUAAUGCAGCCAUAGGUUGGAGGAUAUUACCACCGAAAAGUGAAAACUGUUUCCUUUAAUGGAAUUAAAAAAUAAAAACAGGAAAACUGAUGGAAUGAGCACCACUCUGAAAGACUAAUGUGAAUUCCAGAAGGGUCAGAGUUCAUCGAACAAUAUCUGUUGUGAUCAUCAGGUCAACUGAAUGUGUAUCUUCAAUAUUCCAGGAGUCUUCUGCGUGGUAAAUCUUGAAGAUACGAUUGUUGCUCUUUCACUUUCCAAAAAUAUGUUUUUUUUUAAAUACAAUAUCAAAAAGAACCUUAGGAUUUAGAGCUGAUAUGGUUUAAAUACAUUUGAAAGAUGUUGUAUUAGCCUGAGAACUGUUUAACAGCUCUGCAAGAACUUUCCAGACUUCAUUGCUGGUCUGCACCAGGACAUGGGCUUUGAGGGAAGGGCGUAGCCACAGCCCAGCAACCAUGACCUGCAACUUUGAUGCCUGGGAUGAGGUGUGAAGGGAAGAGAGAGGACAGGGACCUCUCCCUCUCUGGCAGUGGUGGUGGGGCUGGGGGACCUCUUAUGCUCACCCACCAUGGACCACUCCCUCAUGCAAGUUUCUUGGUCUGGUUUCACAUGCUGCUGCCUUGAACGCUUAUUCUUUGGUGCCAGUUCACAGAAAGUGAAGCAAAGAAAUCCAUCCAUCAGCGGCUUCAGGACGGCAACAAAGGGGGCAAUUUCGGGACCCCAGUUCACUUAGCUGAAUAUCUUUGGACUGCAGGCAGAAUCCGGCGUACCCAGAGGAAACCCAAACAUCGCGGGGAGAAUGACAACUUUGGGGUGGAAUUCGAACCCCUAAAUCCAGAGGUGUGAGGGAACGUACUGAGCCACCUUGCCAUAGAUGAAACACAUGCCAAGUGAAAUACAUCCUCCAAUCACCCUAAAACUAAAAACUAUGCCCAAGUUUGAUUGAAAUUUGUGCCAUAGUUCGUCCAAGACAAGUCACUGCUUAAUUGUCCAUAAUAUCUUAAACUAAUGAUUUGAGAUUAUUCUGUCACAGAAGGCUUCAAGACAAGGUGGUGUGAUUCGGGUGGACAAUCUUCCCUUGAUCACACUGCCUGCUGAACCCACAGGCUCUUUGCAUUCGUGACUUCUCUGAUUGAGUUUUAAGUUGGGGUGGUUUUCAGAUAUUGGCACAAUCGCUGGACGGCAUCCUUGGUCGUGAUAAUGCUGAGUAUGUUCUGGAUUUGCUCUUUGGACUGUAGAUUGGGAGUUAAGAUAAUGAGAAAACAUGAAAGGACUUCUUGCUCUGUGUUUCAUCUCCGUGGCGUAUCCACUUUUUUUACCCAGCCUCUGUCCAAAUUCUGGUGAGAGGCAGCGGGCGGGAAAUGGUUUAUACCUCACCUUCAUCUCAUUUAUACCUCGCUGCUUCCGGUUCAUACACACUGGGCUAUGGUGCUCAGUACCAUCUGGACCAAAGCAGAACCCUAACCUUCAGUGCCAGUAUUCGGAGCUGAUGGACGAAUCCUGGCCCAUAAUGGUAAAUAAACACACCACACUUCGCAACACAGUGUAGGCAGGCAAACAAUUAACGCCGAUCGACGGUUUAUUGACAUCGCUGCCGGUUUCAGCUAAUUGCACGCUGGGCAGCUUCUAUGAUUUCACGCUGAUCACAGCCGAAGCUGUCAGCAGGUGUACAAAUUUCUAAUUUGCCAAAACACAUUUAGAAUGCGGUAAACUAGUUAGAUAGCUUGUAAAUGGUAGACAACUAGAAUCUGCUGCAGGCAAAAGAAUAGCCCAUAUCAUGCUUAUUAGCUGUGUUUCUGUGUUACUUCUUUGUUCAUCUAUGAGGUUUUUAUGAAAGGUUUAUGUAACAUCUGAAUGCAGAGUUUAAUUAAACAUAAUUCCAGCUGACUUUACACUAUUUAUCCCGAUAGAUCAAGUACCAAGAGCCUUUCCCUCAGUGCCAAAGGUUCACAACUCUGCUACAGAGUGAGAAUAGCAGAGGAAAUUUACCUAAUUUGUACUGUUGCAUUGUAAUUCUCUUGCCCACCAGCUGCUGUGCAGCGAGAGCCAGGAAAUGAUUGGUUGAGAUUUCACCAUCUGCACUCGCAACGAUAUGUCGAGUAAAUGAAGGAUGUGAUUGAGUGUCCAGAAGCGCAGCUAAUGUCAUUACUGGACUGUGAGUUACGCUGUGCAAUUCCUGACAUCUGACCAAAUUUCCAAUGACCCGUUGAAAUCUUAACGCAAUCCCAACCAAUUUACGUGAUGUUUACGGAAGCUGGAUCUGUAUGCAUGCAAAUUUGUAUCCUGGGUAUGAAAUCCAUACGUCGUAGCUUUCGAAUUGAGCAUAAGGUAUGAAUUUGAAAUAGUGCUGAAUUCAGAAGCUAUACAUGUUUUCGAGCUUUAUUGUAUGAGUACAUUUUAGCGCUGAUUCUUUGUUGUAAGCUACCCUCACACUAGUUAAAACUGAAGCCAGGCAUUAAAGCUACAGUACAUUUUCUGUUAAGAAGUCUGCAUGGUUUUGGUUCAGUGCAGAUCUUGGGGGACCAUUAUUCAUAUUUGUCCCAACUGUUCCCUUAACAAAUAAAUCUUAAUCUGGUUAAUAAAGUUAGCAUUUUCAUUCAGCAGUUAAUAACAAUAUAAGAUACAGACCAUUUAAGAAACAUGUUAAUAAAAAGAUGAUGCGCAAUUAGUUUUGAUUUUAGUUUAUUUAUAGACCUAAAAUGACCAUAGUUUCCAUUUGGUUCAAUUAUGACAUAUGGUUCAGUUUCUUGUUCAGAUAUUUAAAAAAAUUUAAUAAAUCUUUAUUCUUUCAGCUUUUUAACUAGUACAAGGUUAACAGAAGGUCAGAAUAUAAUUCACACCCACAAAACCUUUAGCUGUAAUUUUUACUGAAACAGAAACCAGGUGUUUUCAGAGUAACUGGUAACAAAAUUACACAAGAAGUAAGACCUUUCUAGGGGUAAACAGUCACAUGAUUUAGCUAAUUAAUAAGCUGUAUAUUGGCUCAUUACAAAAAAAAAAAGUAAUUAACGUAAUUGAUAA